AUGCGACAACCAGGAAUAUUUGGUCAACUCAAUUGGGAUACUUACACAGUAGUCAUACUCGGGUUCCGCACAUCAGCCGGUCAGACACCAGACAGUAUCACAAAAGCGCUCGAUCAAGGAGCCGUCAAGCUUCUUUCCGUGUACCCUUUCCUCACAUGCCAGGUCAUCAACGAAGGCCGCUCAAGCACGAGUUCCGGCACAUACAGGAUCGUGCCAUAUCCUCCUCACUCGGACGGCAACUCGCCCGUCCGACAAAAGGACUGCAGGCAGUUGUGUCCGUCCUACGAUGAAAUCAUCCGAGCUGGCGCCCCUUUCUCGAUGCUUGACGGCGAAGUUCUUUGUCCCAUGAGAGGGAUGGGCUAUGUUUACGACCAAGCAGUCGAGACGCCCGUGUUCAUUAUCCAGGCCAACUUUAUCCGUGGAGGACUGCUGCUAUGUUUCGCGAGCAUGCACAACGCGCUUGACAUGAACGGCCAAGACAUCCUCAUCCGACAAUUCGCCACACUGCUGCGGGGCGAAGCAUUGGACCAGGAGCUGAUAGCAGCUGGGAAUCAGGACGCCGAUAGCAUUGUGCCAUUGCUGAAGGAAGGAGAAGCCGUCCUUGCGCAUGAUGAAAUGCGGAGACCCUCCAGCUUAAUGCCUGUGAACGAUGCCGCUCCCGCUACACAAGGACUCAAGGCGCGGUGGAUCUACUGGCGAUUUCCGCGCGACAAGCUCACUGAGCUCAAAACCCUCGCCUCGCAAAACACGAGUGCACGAGUCUCCACAAACGAUGCAAUCACGGCGAUCUAUGCCCAGCGUCUCACGGCCGUUCGCAUUGCCGCAGGCCGCCUCUCCCGCACGGAGUCCGUCCACUGUCUCCGUGCCGCCGACGGCCGCGCAAGGCUCGACCCUCCUGUCCCGAAAGGCUACCUGGGUCACCUUGUGGGACUCGCGUACACGGAAUGGCCUGCCGCACGCAUGGUUCUGGAAGCCCCAUUAUCCACCGUCGCCAACGACAUCCGUGCGUCCCUGGAAAAAGUCGACGAUCACAACAUCCGGAGUCUAGCCACGCUGAUCCACACCACGGAGGACAAAACGACAAUCUUUUACGGCGCGAAGAAGAAGCUGGGCAAGGACAUCUUCAUCUCCUCGUGGGCUCAAAUGGACCUCUCGAGGACGUGUGACUUUGGCCCGUUGCUGAGUGGAGGUGGCAAGGAUGGAAGACCGGAUUUCGUAAGGAGAGCAAAGAUGGAUAUUCUGCCAGAUUUGACAUAUAUCAUGCCCAAGAACAAGGAAGGGGAUAUGGAUCUCGGGGCGUGUCUGUUUGAAGAGGACAUCGCGGCCCUGCAAGAGGACGGGCCAUGGAUGAACUACACGAGGAUGAUCGGUUGA
Molecule: messenger RNA, 1374 nt
Organism: Cladophialophora carrionii CBS 160.54
Lineage: Eukaryota; Fungi; Ascomycota; Eurotiomycetes; Chaetothyriales; Herpotrichiellaceae
Exons: 1
Coding region: 1-1374 (457 amino acids)
Source: RefSeq, a predicted model, not a curated record